AUGCAGAGCGGCGGCGCCGGCGCAGCAGGCGGCGGCAGCGGCAACCGUGCCGUCAUCUGGUUUCGGGGCACCGACCUUCGCCUGCACGACAAUGCCAUCGUGCAUGAGGCGGCGCGCCGGGUGGAAGCGGGCCAGGUGGCAGAGGUGCUGCCGCUGUUCUGCUUUGACCCGCGCUACUUCCAGGCCAGCGCCUGGGGCAGCCCAAAGACGGGGCAGUUCAGGGCGCGCUUCCUGCUGGAAAGCGUGCGGGACCUCAAGGCCCGGCUGCGCGCCCUGGGCAGCGACCUGCUCAUCUGCAUGGGCAGGCCCGAGGAGGUGCUGCCCGGCCUGAUGGCGCAGCGCGGCAGCGGCCUCCAGACGUGCGUGCUGGCUCAGAGCGAGGUGACCAGUGAGGAGCUGGCGAUCGAGAAGAAGGUCAAGUCGGCUGUGGUGGCUGCUGGCGGGAAGCUGGACCUGUACUGGGGCAGUACCAUGUACCAUCUGGAGGACCUGCCCUUCAGGGAGGGCCUGCGCGACAUGCCAGAUGUCUUCACUCCCUUCAAGCAGAAGUGCGAAGACCGCUGCCAGGUGCGCAAGCCCUUCCCCGCGCCGGCGCCAGGCGCACUUCCGCUCCCGGCCGGCCUGGAGGCGGCGCGGCUGGCGUUUGAGCCGCAGCGUGUGGAGGAUCUGAAUGCUGUGGUGCCAGAGGGCCACCCGCAGCUGGCUAGCCCACAGCGAGACACACGGGCGGUGCUCGACUUUGAGGGCGGGGAGAGCGCGGCGCUGGCCCGGCUGCGCUACUACCUCUUCGACUCCAACCUGGUGGCCACCUACUUUGACACCCGCAACGGCAUGCUGGGCGGGGACUACUCCACCAAGCUGGCGCCCUGGCUGGCCCACGGCUGCCUGUCGCCGCGCAGCGUGUACUACGACAUCAAGCGCUACGAGCGGCAGACGGGCACCGCCAACAAAUCAACCUACUGGGUUGUGUUUGAACUCAUCUGGCGGGACUUUUACAGGUUCUUUGCGCUCAAGCACGGCAGCAAGAUCUUCUUGGAGGGUGGAACCACCGGCCAGGCUCCGCAGUGGUCCAAUGAUGCCGAGGCGCUGCGGCGCUGGAAGGAAGGCAGGACGGGCUGGCCGCUGGUGGAUGCCAACCAGCGGGAGCUGAGGGCCACAGGCAAGAGCCGUCCAGCAGGCGGCAGGCCGAUGCGCAUCCGGGCGCUGCUCCUGGCUUGUGGCUUCAUGUCCAAUCGUGGCCGCCAGAACGUGGCCUCCUUCCUGGCUCUGGACCUGGGGGUGGACUGGCGGCGCGGCGCCGACUGGUUUGAGCACCUGCUGCUGGAUUAUGACGUGUGCAGCAACUGGGGCAACUGGGUUGCUGCGGCGGGGCUCACCGGCGGGCGAGUCAACAAGUUCAACAUCACCAAGCAGAGCAAGGACUAUGACAGUGAGGGGCAGUACAUCCGUACCUGGGUGCCGGAGCUGGCGUGCGUGCCGGCAAGGCGCAUCCAUGAGCCCUGGCUGAUGAGCCGCGAGGAGCAGGCGGCGGCGGGGGUGCAGAUUGGUGUGGACUACCCAGCCCCGCUGAAGAGCGCCUGGAAGGGUUAUGAUGGCGGCAGUCGCGGCGGGAGCAGCAGCAGCGGCAACUAUCGACCCAGUGGCGGUCGAGGCGGCACCGGCGGCGGCAGCGCACAGGGCAGGGGCGGCGCAGGUGGCAGGGGCGGCGGCGGCGGGCAGUUCAGGCCGCGAAGCGCAUACGAGCAGUAUGGCACCUCCCAAUCACGGUGUUCGUUUGGGGAGGCGGGGGUCAGGGGAUCGAUAUGGUUGAGAGGGGUUUGGGAGCUAGGAGGAAGCAGGCAAAACUGGCCUCACAGGGUGGAGUACGUCGAGUACUACCUCCCUCACGCUGCAGGCCGCACAAAUCAGGCCGUCAUGGCGCUGAGGACGGUGCUGGCCGCCCUGGUGGCCGCCAUUGCGAUGGCGGCGCUCAGCGGCGAGGGUGUCGCCGCAAAACGCGACUUGACUCAAACCAAGAAGCCGCCUAAGGUGGGCAUCGAGGCGGCGCCCGUCCAGCUGCGGCUUUUCGGCACCAUGGUGGACUCGGUGCUGUCCCAUGGUGCUGAGGUGUGGGGCGUGCAGCUGGCGGCCAAAGCGGCGUGCUGCCAUCGUGGCAGUGCCGGCAGCGCGGCCGAGAAGCUGCAACUCAGCUACCUACGCCACCUGCUGGGGGUCCGGCAGAGCACCCCCAAUGCGGCCCUCCUUGCGGAGACUGGCGAGCGCCCGCUGUGGCAGCGCUGGCUGCGGCGGGCAGCCAAACUCUGGAACAAGACGCUGGAGGAGCGUCCCGGCAGCCUGUUGCAGCAAGCGCUGUUGUCCAGCGUGCAGCUCGCAGAUGGCGCCCACCCCCUGGCACAGCAGUCCUGGGCUGCCCAGCUGGCGGCCGGUCUCGCAGCGGUCGGCAUGCAGCUGGACCUGCAGCAGCCAGCACCUGUUGACCUCGGCGAGCUGGGGGAAGCUGCGCAGCGCCGCCAGCUGGCGCAGCUCCAGGAGGCGCUGGCGAAGGGCGGCGCCAGCCGGCUGGAGCACUAUGUGCACAACGUGGUGGGCGCCCUCAACCUGGCGCCCGCCAUGUUUGGGCAGCGCGAGACCUACCUGGAUGCAGUACGGCGUCGGCAGGACCGCGAGGCGCUGGCGCAGCUGCGCACCGGGUCGCAUUGGGGCGCGGAAGAGACCGGCCGCUGGACGCGGCGCCCCCGAGAGCAGCGAGUCUGCCCCCACUGCCAUGACGGCAUUGAAGAUGCCCCCCACAUGCUGCUCACCUGCCCCCUUUACGCCCCGCUGCGCCUCAACUUUCCUGACCUGUUUGCUGAGCCCCAUCCUCCCCACCGCUUCCUCCGCCAGAAACCGUGCCGCCUCGCCGCCUUUGCUGCCGCCUCCGCCCCACCAGCCGCCGAUUGUCCCGCCCCCCGCAGCACCGGCCUCAAGUGCAACUGGGAGCUGGGCACCUUCCCCUUCAAGUUUGAGCCCGGCGUUGACGGCGGCCCCUCCUCCCUCGUGUACGACGUCGACCCCGACUCCAGCAGCGACCCCGGCUGCCCCCAGAUCCGCAUCAACAACCCCAGCUGGGUGGCCCCCUGCGUGGUCCAGUUCUACCAGGCCAGCCUGGGACAGGCCGGCCCCGGCGGCUUCCCCCUGCUGUCCACCGAGUCGUGCGUGGCCGACACGACGAGCUUCACCAUGCCCCACACCUGGCAGGUCAACCACAGGGGCGAGGCCGGCGGCCUGGACAUCAACAUCAAGUCCAUCACCGUCGGCUUCAUCCACCCUGACGUGGACCGCAGCUUCUUCAUGAUCUACAAGGCCUCCACAGCCACCAAGGCCGUGACCACGCAGGUGCUCGGCGGCACCUUCACAUCCUCCCAGCCCAACACGGCGGUCACGCUGUCAGAAACCAUCCCGCUGGCGGUGGGCUCGCCCGUGUCCUUUGAGGUGCUGUCCUACCUGGACAGCACCAACCCCUCCGCGCAGCCCAAGAACAACUACCAGCUCAUCUCGUACAUCACCAGCGGCUGA
Messenger RNA from Chlorella variabilis, 3555 nucleotides. RefSeq lists its product as hypothetical. NCBI's taxonomy places the organism in Eukaryota, Viridiplantae, Chlorophyta, Trebouxiophyceae, Chlorellales, Chlorellaceae. Bases 1 to 3555 code for a protein of 1184 amino acids. Gene Ontology annotation, molecular function: DNA photolyase activity; DNA binding; FAD binding. The record is from RefSeq and is a predicted model, not a curated record. Gene Ontology annotation, biological process: photoreactive repair. The transcript has 18 exons.